This is a messenger RNA of Chaetomium fimeti, 796 nucleotides long. Its product is annotated as cytochrome c oxidase, subunit VIa. Gene Ontology annotation, molecular function: enzyme regulator activity. The transcript is spliced from 5 exons. Gene Ontology annotation, biological process: mitochondrial electron transport, cytochrome c to oxygen. The coding region runs from base 118 to 507 and encodes 129 amino acids. The record is from RefSeq and is a predicted model, not a curated record. Gene Ontology annotation, cellular component: mitochondrial inner membrane. Lineage: Eukaryota; Fungi; Ascomycota; Sordariomycetes; Sordariales; Chaetomiaceae.
CCAAAAAGCGGGUCCGUUGCCUCAUCCAUCGCUUGCUUCACCUUGGAAGCUCCUCCCGCACGCAAUUGACACACCACACCACCUCGAAUCGAGUCGCCGACGACGCAACCGACCACAAUGUUUGCGCAGCGCCAGAUCGCUCGCGCUACCCAGCGCUUCACUGCGCAGGCCCGCGCCCAGGCGCAACGCCGCUUCGCCAGCACCGAGACCGAGAACGCCUUCGUCCGCGAACGCCGCCACGUCAAGGAGCACGCCGGUCCCACCACUGAGCUCUGGCGCAAGAUCUCCCUCUACGGCAUCCCCCCCGCCCUCAUCCUCGCCGGCGCGAACGCCUACAUGCUCUGGAAUGAGCAUUGGGAGCAUUGGUCGCACAUGCCCCCUCUCGAGGAGCGCGUCGAGUACCCUUACCAGAACAUCCGCACCAAGAACUUCCAAUGGGGCGAUGGUGACAAGACCCUCUUCUGGAACGAUUCGGUCAACUACCACAACAAGGACAAGACCACCUAAACGGCAAGACGUGGGGUAACCUGGUCGUCGUUGGGAGAGGAUUUGAAGACAGUGGGGGUGUGAAGGUAGACGAGGUCGGGGAACGACAAACACGCAGACAGCCAACUGUACAUGUUUCCUAGCGUUGAAGAAUCAAGUCCUGGUGAUCCGGGCCUCAAUGACAAACCUGCCCCGCUGCCUGUACUAUGCUCCGUUUGCAUUUGACCUAUUGACUCGGCUUGGAAACGACAUUCUUGCAGACCCAUAACUAGAUCUAGAAUCCGAAGGGGUCUGGCCCAACGGGCUGCGG